AUGAUGAUUUUUUUGGUCAAAAGGGGAAAAGAAAAGGACAAUCUGAAGCUUGUGGAGCUCCAUUUGACAAAAAAAAUUGGUGAAGCACCACGGGAUUCAGCUCGACGAAUGGUCGGAGAGUUGGAUGGAACUUUGAGCGAAGAGCAAUUUUUAUCAUUGGAACCUCCACCGUUGGAAGACGAAUACCUAUUUCGACUGGGACCAGAUGAAGGUUUAUCAGAUCUAUUUGAUUUUUCAUUCGAUCUCUUUGACUGCAAAAAAUAA
Molecule: messenger RNA, 264 nt
Organism: Pediculus humanus corporis (human body louse)
Lineage: Eukaryota; Metazoa; Arthropoda; Insecta; Psocodea; Pediculidae
Exons: 3
Coding region: 1-264 (87 amino acids)
Source: RefSeq, a predicted model, not a curated record